CAGCAAAAAUAUAAUCCUUUAGUCUGGUUCCAACAGAGACCAGGACAGACACCAAAGCCUUAUAUAUUAAAGCAAACUGAAAGAUAUCCUGGGGUCCCCAGAGAGGUUCAGUGGAUCGGGAUCGGGAACAAAUUAUCAACUUACAGUUAA
This is a messenger RNA of Staurois parvus, 150 nucleotides long. The record is from the annotation of a GenBank genome assembly. Lineage: Eukaryota; Metazoa; Chordata; Amphibia; Anura; Ranidae.